Molecule: messenger RNA, 1298 nt
Organism: Chiloscyllium plagiosum (whitespotted bambooshark)
Lineage: Eukaryota; Metazoa; Chordata; Chondrichthyes; Orectolobiformes; Hemiscylliidae
Gene: cthrc1a
Product: collagen triple helix repeat containing 1a
Source: RefSeq, a predicted model, not a curated record
AGCAGCUUUGGGUAACAAUAUUUUUUAACUUUUUUAAUGCUUCUCCCUAUCAUUCACGCGUUGCAAUCUGUCUAAAACCGCCACGUUUCAGACUGCUGCGUUUGAAACCUGCGCUCUGUAACUGUAACGGAAUAAGGCACAGAUCCCUCUUUGUCCCAGAACGAGUUUUUAACGUGCCUGCAAACCACAAACUUGUUUUUCCAGCUAUGUCUUUAUUUUCAUUUCGUCAACUAAAUGUUUCAGACAAAGAUUGAAUCUGUAGUUUGGAGCAUUCCGAAGACCCCUAAUUUAAGUGGGGCUGGGCGCGCACACACACAAACACAGGGCAAGUGAGUCAGUGUUUAGUCUGGGGCAUUCCUGAAAUCCCUGUAGAUUGUUGAUGAUUCCUGGUUUGGAGCAGACGGGUGGUGAGAGGCUGUGAGUUCAGGGCUUGGUUUUCAAGUUCCCACUGUCAGAUAUGGGCUCGCUAUUUCGGCUGCUGUUCCUCGCCUGGCUCAUCCUGCCUUUACUGGGCGCAGAAUCAGGCAGGAAACGCGGGGCUCGUCAACGCGAAGAGGAGUUCAUGGACCGGCAGCACAAUGAUGUAUGUGUGCAGGGUUCACCAGGUAUUCCUGGCCGGGAAGGUAAUCCUGGAACAAAUGGGAUACCAGGAACCCCAGGGAUCCCAGGUCGAGAUGGAGCUAAAGGAGAGAAAGGCGAGUGUAUGCAAGAACGCCUUGAGGAGCCCUGGAGAAUCAACUACAAGCAAUGUGCCUGGAAAGCACUCAACUAUGGCAUAGAUCUCGGCAAAAUCGCAGAAUGUACAUUCACCAAGCUGCGCACAGACAGUGCCCUCAGAGUAUUAUUCACUGGUUCCUUGCGUCUGAAAUGCAAAGGUGCCUGCUGUCAGCGCUGGUACUUUACAUUUAAUGGGGCUGAGUGCAAUGGUCCAUUGCCGAUUGAAGCCAUUGUCUAUCUAGAUCAAGGAAGCCCAGAAUUUAACUCAACCAUAAAUAUACAUCGCACAUCUUCAGUGGAAGGGCUCUGUGAAGGAAUCAGUGCUGGACUGGUGGAUGUUUCAGUCUGGGUUGGGUUGUGCUCCGAUGGCUAUCCACAAGGUGAUGCUUCUACUGGUUGGAACUCAGUAUCACGGUUGAUAAUCGAGGAGUUACCAAAAUAGUUUUGUCUCUACAAAAUAAAAACAAACAAGAGCCAUUCUUGUUCUAUCAGUACAAUUUAAAUAAAAUCUGUUAACUUUCAUCAAAAUCUAUGUGGAAUUUAAGUAAAUUUUUUGGAAAUCUUAAAACACCCAAUAAAAU